Styela clava is the source of this 3878-nucleotide messenger RNA. RefSeq lists its product as uncharacterized. Lineage: Eukaryota; Metazoa; Chordata; Ascidiacea; Stolidobranchia; Styelidae. The record is from RefSeq and is a predicted model, not a curated record. Gene Ontology annotation, molecular function: hydrolase activity, hydrolyzing O-glycosyl compounds. Gene Ontology annotation, biological process: carbohydrate metabolic process.
GAUGAGGAUCAGAAAUAAUGUUUAUCUCGAUUCUGGACAUUACAGUAACUCCGAGUUAGGAAUGGGGCAUGCUAACAAUUUACUGUAAAAGUUAACAUCUGUCACAAGUGCACAAUGAUGAUCAGAUUUCACCAAUAUACUAUUCUUAUGAGUGUUCUAACUUUAUCCAGAUCACAGCAAAAUCCUCCAGUCAAUACAGGAGGUGGAGACUUGGGUCCACCAGUUUGGCCUGGAGCACCACCCGGAUGGCGACCACAUGGAAACACAUCACCUCCGGUUCAACCAACGGAAAAUGUAAACACCUCACCGCGUUGGACGCCGAGUUCUUCAAUACCGGGAGCACCUCCUAAUUGGGCACCAAGUGGAAAUACAGUUGGUGCACCAAGAGUGCCUCCGGAACAUCUCGGUCCACCUUGGGGAGCAACAGCACCAGGUGAGGGUGAGGAAGACACCGGGGGAAUACCACCACGUGGUCCCCCACAACGUCGUCGUCCUUAUCAUGAUAUUGAAUUCCCUACAAUCAAGUAUCACCACCAACCACCUUAUGACUACGCCAACGCCAUUGCCAAAUCAAUGCUAUUCUACGAAGCUCAGAGAUCUGGAGAAUUGCCGUAUGAUCACAGAAUUCCUUGGAGAGGUGAUUCUGCCCUUAAUGACGGGGCGGAUGUCGGAUAUGAUUUAACUGGAGGAUAUUACGAUGGCGGAGGAUACAUCAAAUACGGCUUCCCGAUGGCAUACACGACCACAAUCCUUUCUUGGGGAAUCAUUCGUUACAGAAGAACCUACGAGGCAAUAGGCCAGCUCGAUCAUGCUCUCAAAACUAUUCGAUGGGCCACGGAUUACUUUCUGAAGUGCAGCGUUGGACCAACAGAAUUUUACGGUCAAGUUAGCGAUCAAAGCAGUGAUAUGAGAUAUAUUGGAACACCAGAACGAAUGAACUAUAAAAGAAAAUCUUAUGUUCUGACUGAAACAAAACCAGGUAGUGAUCUGAUAGGAGAAACAGCCGCUGCAUUGGCAGCCGCGUCAAUUGUGUUUUACGAAACUGACAGAGCUUAUUCAGAUGUUUUAAUUAAAAAUGCAAAAGAGCUUUAUGACUUUGCCGGAGGUUACAGAGGAAAAUAUCACGACUAUAUCAAACCAGCAGAAGCCGCAUACAGAUCUCAUAGCGGUUACAAAGAUGAACUUGCAUGGGCGGCAGCGUGGAUUUAUCGAAGGACAGGAGAUAAUGCAUUUUUAAGAGAAGCUAAGAGAAUAUAUAAAUCAGCAAAAUUGAACAGCCAGGCAAUUAUGUUCUCCUGGGACGACAAAAAAGUUGGAGUCCAGAUGCUGUUGGCUGAAAUGACGAAAAAGGAAAUUUACAAAACUCAAGUCAGAGCAUUCUGUCAAUGGUGUCUGCCCGGGGGAAAAUCUACUCACACCCAGAUGGGACUUUUGUUUGUCGCAGAAUGGGGACCGUUGCGAUAUGCUGCUAAUGCUGCGUUUAUUUGUUCAUUGGCUGCAGAAAUGGGUAUAAACUCUGAGCAAUACAGGCUAUUUGCUCUGAAGCAAAUCGGAUAUAUUCUUGGAUCAACCGGAAGAAGCUACGUUGUUGGUUUCGGAGAAAAUUCUCCCACAAAGUAUUUCCAUGAAGGAAGUUAUUGCCCAAGUCCUCCAGCUCCAUGCCCCGCAUUCUCCGCUAACUUUGAUAAUGCUCAUGUAUUGUAUGGAGCAUUGGUCGGGGGACCAAGCGAAGCCGAUACUUUUUACAACUCAAUCGAAAAGCGGGAACAAAGUAGCGUUGCGAUGGAUUAUAACGCCGGAUACCAGUCAGCGCUUGCUGCUGUUUUGGACAUCCAUGUAUUUGGGUUACAUAAUCGACCGAAACUAGAUAAACCAGGGCGAAUUUCAACAGCAAAUGAUACAAUGGACGAAGAAGAGGAUUCUGAAGAAAAAGAAGGAGACGGAGAAAUAGUUUAUGAUUAUCCUAAAGCGUUAUACAACUCCAUAUUAUUCUAUGAAGCACAAAGAUCUGGAUAUUUAGAAGUUGAUCGAAGAAUACCAUGGAGAUCAGAUUCUGCUGUUUAUGAUGGGACAGCAAUAAUGCAAGAUCUUGUUGGGGGAUAUUACGACGGCGGUGAUUACGUGAAAUAUACAUUUCCACUUGCAUUUACGAUCACAACACUAUCUUGGGGUGCGAUUGAAUAUUCCGAUGCAUACAAUACAACUGGUAGAUUGUUCGAUGUCCUGGGUGGUAUCAAGUGGGGAACUGACUAUUUAAUGAAGUGUCACAUUUCAGAAACUACUAUUGUAUCUCAAGUGGGAGAUCAAUAUUUCGAAACAAUGACUUGGGACAGGCCAGAGUAUAUCAAUGAUACAACAAAAAGGCCGGUACAAACGAUUACUGAUAAAACUCCAGGUGCAGAUGUUGUAAGCGAAAUGGCAGCUGCUUUUGCUGCAGUUUCUUUGGCAUUUGAAGAUUUGAUUGAUUCAGAUUAUCGCAAACAACUGCUCGACCGAGCGAAAUUGCUCUAUUCAUUUGCUGAUACUUAUGAAGGAAUUUACACCAAAUUUCAGCCUAACUCCAUCAGUACUUACAAUUCGACUGGAUAUCACGACGAGUUGGCAUGGGCUGCAAUGUGGAUUUACAAAGCUACAGGCGACACUCAGUAUCUCAAUAGUGCAAAAACAAUCUACAAUAAUCAUCUAUUAAAGACCCCGAAGACGUUCUCAUAUGAUGAUAAAACGGCUGCUCUUCAUCUAUUCAUGGCGGAACAAACUCAAGAUCCUGAACAACUCGUGAAAUUUUGUAACUGGGUUGUCAAUAAAGCCAAAAAGACGCCAAAAGGAUUGUUCUACCAAAUGUCGCCACCGACAAAGCACGCAGCCAAUGUUGCAUUUAUUCUACUACUUGCGAGUGAAAAAUUCGAAGGUCAUCCGGAUUCGUCGUCAUGGAAAUUCUUUGCACGUGAUCAAAUCAACUACAUUUUAGGAUCUUCUGGUCAAGGAUAUCAAGUUGGAUAUGGAGAUAACUUUCCACAGCAACCGUAUCAUAAAGCAAGCUCGUGUCCUCGUGUUCCACUUCCAUGCGGUUUCUCUUACAUGAAAACUGGAACACCCAACCAGCAGCUGUUAGUCGGAGCCGUGGUAGCAGGGCCUGAUUCCAAAGACGUGUAUGUAGACAAAAGGAUGCAGAGAAAACACACAGCAGUGAGCCUGGAUACAAAUGCUGGCUUCCAAUCUUCCGUCGCAGGACUUAUACACUUACAAAGAAAAGGACUUCUUGGAAACAGCGCGUCCACAGUUACAUUCUUUUUGAACAGACUAUCUUUUCCGAUUACUUUUCUACUUUCAGUGAUUUGGUUCAAUGUUGUCAUUUAUAUAUCAAAUUCAUCAUAACAAAUUCCUUCUAGUGAUGGCAACCCAAAGUAAAACUGGGACAUAAUCUUAAAUAGAAUUUUAAAUAUCAGGUAGGAUUUUGAGUGUGCUGGUUAAAAAUAUAAGCUCCAAAUGUAAUUAUUUCUUCGAGUCACUGGAAUCAAUGAAAACCUUUUUCACUGAACUUAGUUUAACAGCACAUCAUCUUAUAUUACAUAAAGAGAAAACUUCUCCGUCUGUACAAUUCCUAUUUUCACAUUCUGUAUCACGUUAUCCGCUAUAAAACAUUAUUUUGAAAGGAAGUACAAGCAAUUGUAAUUGGGAUAACGUGCCUUUAAAAUACAGUAAAUAUAAAUACCUUGAUGAAGGAUUAUGACGUACUAUUUCUUAGAAUUAUUAAUCUAUAUUGUGUGUUUAUUUGCUUCUUUACCUUUUGCAUUAAAUUUUUCCUAGUUGUUGAAGUAGAAGAGUGAAUAUGUAUAUUAUGGAAAGGACAUAAAUAUUAUGUAGUGGCAUGCGAAUUA